AUGAAUAAUCCUUACGUACGUUAUUACCUGGAUCAACAGCAAGGGCGUGGCAUGCCAGUGUUCAGAGGCAGCCCCUGGCAGGUAGGGUACGGGCUGGGAGGACUGUUCCGUACUCUUGCAAGAAGAGCCAUGCCUUUGAUCAAAACCGGUGCAAAAGCUCUUGGAAACAUUGCUCUAAAAAGUGGGACAGACUUUGUGGGCGAUGUUCUCACCGGUAGAAACGUCAAAGAAGCGGCAAAAGCACGAACCGUAGAGGCCGCCAACGUUGCGAAAAGAAAAGCUAUGAACAAAUUGAUGGGUCAAACGGGAAGUGGAAAACGUGCAAAGCGCUCGAGAAGUGCAAAGCGAACAACUAAAAAGAGAAAGGCAUCGGCAUCUACAGCCAGACGCAGACAGACCAAGAAACGGAAAACAGCUCAAGACAUAUUUGGUUAAAACCAUGAAUUUCGUACAUUCCAAAUCGCAAGAAUGUACAAAAAGCGAACUCGAUCUAUUCUCUGUGCCCCCAACACAGAUCAGUUUAGAGAAAGGACACUGGGUAGAUUAUCAGCCGGUCUCCAGUGUAGCCGAUGGUGGUAUCAUUACGUUCCUGUCUCCAGGCACUGAAGAUUAUGUGGACCUUGCUAGAACGAUUCUCGUGGUGAGAGCGAAAGUGACAAAACCCGAUGGCACGAAUCUCGGAGCAGCCGAAAAGGUAUGGUGUUUUUCAUAUUGAAUACGGCGUUUUUAAAUAUUAAUUUCCUUCUAAUCCGUUUAAGGUUGGAGUCGUGAACAAUUUCCUCCACAGCCUGUUCAAACAGGUGGAUGUCUUUUUGAAAGGGAAACAAGUCACUCAGGCUACCGGAACCUAUGCGUACCGUGCUUACUUGGAAACCCUUCUGAAUUACGGUCCCUCUGCAAAAGAUUCACAGCUCACUGCUGCGUUGUAUUACAAAGACACUGCAGGAAAAAUGGAUGUCGCGGAUCCCACAGUAGUAGGUGGUAAUGGCAACGCUGGUCUCCGAGCAAGAUACGUUUUCAGCAAAGCAAGUGGAACUGUUGAAAUGACUGUCCCCAUAUUCAGCGACAUAUUCAUGUCCGAACGUCUCCUGUUGAGUUACGUAGAUCUAAAAGUUAUUUUAAAUCGAAGCAGCGACGAGUUCUGUUUGAUGGCCUCCGAAGACGAUGCUGAUUUCCGCGUGAAACUUACUGAUGCUUAUCUCAGGAUACGUAAAGUGAAAGUCAAUCCUAGCAUUUCCGUGGCUCAUGAAAUAGCUCUGAAAAAGGGACCUGCUAUCUAUCCUAUCCGUGCGUCGAAUGCAAGAGCUUCAUCGUUCCCGCUGGAAAUCCUUCCCUAA
Messenger RNA from Paramuricea clavata, 1337 nucleotides. NCBI's taxonomy places the organism in Eukaryota, Metazoa, Cnidaria, Anthozoa, Malacalcyonacea, Plexauridae. The record is from the annotation of a GenBank genome assembly.